Molecule: messenger RNA, 2565 nt
Organism: Drosophila innubila
Lineage: Eukaryota; Metazoa; Arthropoda; Insecta; Diptera; Drosophilidae
Gene: Gnptab
Product: N-acetylglucosamine-1-phosphotransferase subunits alpha/beta
Exons: 2
Coding region: 285-2288 (667 amino acids)
Biological process (GO): carbohydrate phosphorylation; N-glycan processing to lysosome
Cellular component (GO): Golgi apparatus
Molecular function (GO): calcium ion binding; UDP-N-acetylglucosamine-lysosomal-enzyme N-acetylglucosaminephosphotransferase activity
Source: RefSeq, a predicted model, not a curated record
AAAAUUCUAGAAAAUAAAAAAUAAAAAAUCCGAAAUUAAAUACAAAAAUAAAAAACACCCAAUUUCGGAAAUGUACUUAUUUUUUUAAGUACAAAAAAUCGAUCCAGAUCGGAAACUUUUACCGGAUGGGCAACCCUCGGUCUUAGGACGGUCGCUUUUGUGGAGAAAAAAAUCAUGAAAUUGAAGUCAAAUUAAUCGUAAAAGUGUUGAUAAAAGCUGAGAAUGAGUUUAUUUUGCUGCUUGACGAUAAGUGUGGAAAUGUAGAGCUGAGAUAAAGAAUAAUAAUGCGUCUGCGACGCCGCUGGCAUCGGCGGAUGCGGCGUACACUCGAGAAAAUCUAUCGCCUUAAAAUGCAGUCGCGUCGGAAGUUGGUGUUUUUGUUGUUGUUCGGAUGCCUUUGUGUGAUAAUCUGGCUGGCUGGACAGCAAUUCUGGGGGGCAACAGAGAGCCGAGAUAGCCACAAAUACAGAGAUAAGGGAUGCGCACCCAUUGAUGCCGUUUAUACGUGGGUAAAUGGCACAGAUCCGGAUUUCAUAGACACCGUCAGACGCUACGAUCCCAGCUAUGAUCCUUCCCGCUUUGAUGAUAAGAAUGAGCUGAAGUACUCGCUGCGUUCGCUGGAGAAGCACGCCAGCUGGAUUCGUCACGUUUAUAUCGUGACGAAUGGACAGAUUCCCAGCUGGCUGGAUCUCAACUACGACCGGGUGACGGUGGUGCCUCAUGUGAAUCUCGCACCCGAUCCCCGACAGCUGCCAACGUUUUCCAGUGCGGCCAUCGAAACCUUCAUUCACCGCAUACCAAAGUUAUCCAAACGUUUUUUAUACUUGAAUGAUGACAUCUUUUUGGGUGCACCUUUGUACCCGGAGGAUCUGUACACAGAGGCGGAGGGAGUGCGUGUCUACCAGGCGUGGAUGGUGCCGGACUGCGCCCUGGACUGCCCCUGGACAUACAUAGGCGAUGGCGCCUGUGAUCGCCACUGCAACAUCGAUGCCUGUCAGUUCGAUGGCGGCGACUGCAGCGAAAGUGGAACAGCCAAUCCUGGAGAGCUGCACGACGAGCUGCACGAGGUGCCAGCGACUGCGGCACAUCCUGCACAGCACAAGUUCCCCAACAUGGGUCUGCAGAAGCUGUUCAAGCGCAGCUCCAGCAACUUCAAGGAGCUGAUGCGUCAUAAGAAUGUGUCCACUCUGGUGGAGCUGCGCCGAAUAGUGGAACGCUUCAACAAGGACAAGCUGAAAUCGCUGAGUCCAGAUGUGGAUGCCAGCAGCAUUAGCAGCAGCACCAUCUCCAGCAACUUGCUGCACAAGGAGGACUUUAAGUCCUCCACAGACAUUUACUCCCACUCUCUGAUUGCCACCAAUAUGCUGCUGAAUCGCGUCUAUGGCUUCAAGGCGCGUCAUGUCCUCGCCCACGUGGGAUUCCUCAUAGAGCGCGACAUUGUGGAGGCCAUGCAGCAGCGCUUCCAGCAGCAGGUGUUGGACACGGCGCAUCAGAGAUUCCGAGCAGCCACAGAUCUUCAAUAUGCAUUUGCCUACUACUCCUUCCUGAUGAGCGAGACGCAGACGCUGGGCGUGGAUCAGAUCUUCGAUGAGUUCGACACGGAUGGCUCCGGCACCUGGUCGGAUCGUGAGGUGCGCACCUGUCUAACCCGCAUUUAUCCGCCGCCUCUGGACUGGUCUGCCAUGCGCUUCUUUGAGGAGGUGGUGCAAAACUGUUCCAUCAGUUUGGGUCUAGAUGUCAAUGCCAAUAAAAUUGUGCACUCUACCCUCGUCUACGAGCGCUACGAGGACUCCAAUUUGCCAACAAUCACCCGGGAGCUGGUCUGCCGCUGUCCACUGCUGGCUGAGGCUCUCAGCUCCAACUUUGCUGUGCGUUCCAAGUAUCGUUACCAUGUGAGCCCGAAGCGCGCUUCCCACAGCAACUUUAUGAUGCUCACCUCGAAUCUCACGGAAGUGGUUGAGGCACUGGAUCGCAUGCGUCGCAAUCCUAGGAAAUUCCACUGCAUCAACGACAAUCUGGAUGCCAAGCGUGGCGAGGAUAAUGAGCUAGUGCGUCAUCUACUUGAGGACUUCUACUUGUCCUUCUUUCCACGUCGCAGCAAGUUCGAAUUGCCGCCACAAUUCCGCAAUCGUUAUGUUUCCUGGAACGACUAUCAACGCUGGCGUCGUCGCAAACGCGCCGUUCUCGUGGUGGGCUAUGGUGUCAGCCUGCUCCUGGUCAUCUUCCUGGUGUGCCUGUUGUGUCAACACAAGGCCAAGAUUGUGCGGCGCUGUGUGCAGCGUCUGUAGAAGAUCACUCGAAUCCAUAUUUACAUAUUAUUUCAAUAUUGUGAUAAGUUGUAACCUUUGAGAUAGAUUCGCCACUGCAUUCUAGCUAGAUUUUAGAUGGAAUCUUUAGAUUUAAUAUAAGCCUAGGCUACGUACUUUCAAUGUACUUAUUAUUUAAGCGCUAUAUUGAGGCUAAAUUUAAGCGAAAAAUGUACAAAUAUAAGAGACAUUUUACUUCAGAGGCUUUCAAUGCUAAUUCCAAAUAAUAAAUAAAUUAAUAGCAUUUUUAACAGAUCCA